GCGGCGCGGCGCGGCGGAUUGUGGGUAAGACGUCAGCCCGCCGCCAUAUCUGUCUUUCUGUACCGGCUGAAGGAGAAGAGUCUGGAGCCAUGAGAGGAAUCCGGUCUCUGAACAGUCUCCCCAAACGUUGCUAUGCCGCUGCCAGGAGGAGUGAAUCUCUGAUUGAGCCCCUCGGGGGCCGCAAACCGUCCUCAGCUGCCCCUCUCCUUCCCCAAAGUGUCCAGGUGUCCAAGCUGCCAAACGGUCUGGUGAUAGCGUCACUGGAGAACUACUCCCCCGUGUCCAGCGUUGGUGUGUUUGUGAAAGCCGGGAGUCGCUAUGAGACUGUGGAAAACCAGGGUGUCUCUCAUGUGCUACGACUGGCAGCAAACCUGACUACUAAGGGUGCGUCUGCCUUCAAGCUCUGCCGCGGUGUGGAAGCUCUUGGUGGCAGCCUGAGCGUGACAUCGUCCAGAGAGACCAUGGUCUACACCGCAGAGUGCUUGAGAGAUCAUUUACACUCAUUAAUGGAGUAUUUGGUCAACGUGACCACAGCUCAGGAGUUCCGGCCGUGGGAGGUGAAUGAUCUGACGCCCAGGGUGAGGAUUGACAAGACUCUGGCUCAGCAGUGUCCUCAGAUAGGUGUGAUUGAAAAGUUGCAUGAAGCAGCGUACAAAAACGCCCUGUCCAACUCCCUGUACUGCCCUGAACACAUGGUCGGCCACGUCUCCUCUGACCAGCUGAAGUCAUUUGUUGACGACCAUUUCAUCACUGGCAAAAUGGCUCUUGUAGGACUAGGUGUAAAGCACUCUGUCCUGAAGCAGGUGGGUGAGGGGCUUCUGAGUGCUCGCAGUGGGGCUGGAGCUCCUGUGGCGAAGGCUGUGUACCGUGGAGGUGAGUUGCGGGUGCAGAACACCGACGACCUGGUCCACGCACUGAUUGCCAGCGAGUGUGGUGUGAUGGGUAGUGCAGAAGCUAAUGCCUUCAGCGUGUUGCAAAGGAUCCUGGGAGCUGGGCCACAUGUAAAGAGGGGCUCCAACAUCACCAGCAAACUGAGCCAGGGUAUUGCCAAAGCUACCACACAGCCCUUUGAUGCCACAGCCUUCAAUGCCUCCUAUUCUGACUCUGGCCUGUUUGGCGUCUAUACCAUCGCACAAGCUGACUCUGCAGGAGAGGUGAUCAAAGCUGCCAUUGCUCAAGUGAGCGGUGUGGCUGAGGGAAACGUAUCAGACGAUGACGUCACCAGAGCAAAGAACCAGGUGAAAGCAGAGUACCUGAUGUCAUUGGAGAGCUCUGAUAGCCUGUUAGAGGAGAUCGGUGCCCAGGCUCUGAACACUGCAGCGUACCAGCUCCCUGACACUGUUGUCCAGGCUAUAGAGGCUGUCACCCAGGACGAUGUGGUCAAGGCUGCGCAGAAAUUUGUGGAUGGCAAAAAGACCAUGGCAGCUAGUGGACAACUCAAGAAUACACCGUUUGUGGAUGAAUUAUGAAAAUAAAGUAUAAAAACCGGUGAUUUUAACUCGGGCAUGCUGUGCCUGGCUGCUUAUAAAGGAAAAAAGGACCUCAGAGCCACGGCCUACUGCAACAAUUCAUUUGAUGUCAAUGAUCAUUUGUAGUCUGUCCUGCAAUAAGUGUAAGCACCACAACAGAGAGCCAGAGAAUCAUAAUGCAAUUUUUUGUGUCAAUUUAACUGUAUAUCUAUGUAAAUUAAAGUAAAGACAGUCAUACGA
Messenger RNA from Dicentrarchus labrax (European seabass), 1709 nucleotides. Its product is annotated as cytochrome b-c1 complex subunit 2, mitochondrial. The record is from RefSeq and is a predicted model, not a curated record. Gene Ontology annotation, molecular function: metal ion binding. The coding region runs from base 90 to 1469 and encodes 459 amino acids. The transcript is spliced from 14 exons. NCBI's taxonomy places the organism in Eukaryota, Metazoa, Chordata, Actinopteri, Moronidae. Gene Ontology annotation, cellular component: mitochondrion.